Molecule: messenger RNA, 1707 nt
Organism: Cryptomeria japonica (Japanese cedar)
Lineage: Eukaryota; Viridiplantae; Streptophyta; Pinopsida; Cupressales; Cupressaceae
Product: RING-H2 finger protein ATL72
Exons: 1
Coding region: 604-1431 (275 amino acids)
Biological process (GO): protein ubiquitination
Molecular function (GO): transferase activity
Source: RefSeq, a predicted model, not a curated record
CAUAGACAACGCCUCCCUUUACCUCACCCUCUUUUAAAAUUGCUGCCUUCAACUGAAAGAAAAUUAAAUUCUCUGUUGCUGCAUUUAAUUCUGUUGCUGCAUUUAAUAAGCUCAAAAGAGACUCGUGACCAGAAAGUUAGUUCCUUGUUCUGCAGUUCAAGAAACCUGCAAUAUUCCUGUCCAACAAUUGGUGCAAAAGCUACAGGCCAAAUCGAAUGGGGACAUAACUCCUCCACCCACCCCAACAAAUAGAACAUCAAUCCACCAUCAAACUCGCCCCUCGAGAAAAAAAAGAAAAAAAAGAAAAAAAAGGAAAAAAUCGAGACAAGAAACAACAAACCCACACCAAAUCCGAGGCAAAAAUAGAUCAGGUGUGGGUCAUGAAUUAUGAGUUUUUCCAGACCAUGGGGUCGAACGACUCCUGUUCAUCACACCCACGUCACACCCACUGAAUUCCAACCCCACAAAUUCCCUCCGCCCUAGAAAUAUUUCGCCUCUUCCGCCAUUUCAAACCGCCGCCAAACGAACCCUAGGGUUUUGGUUCACCUGUAAAAUUUCUGCCGCAAAACAGAGCCCUAGGGUUUCCCUGCUGUAAAAUUUCUAAUGAAGUCGAUGUACAGAGUCUUCUGGGCCUUAUUAGCGCUGACAUGUUUUUCUUCUUCUUUUUCUGCUAGUUUUCAUGGAAGAAAGAUUUUAGAUUACCCAGAAAUCACAAAUUUUUCUUCUUCUGGAAAUUUUCAUGGAAGAAAGAUUUUGGAUUACCCGGAAAGCCUUCAACCCUCAUUAGCCCCCAACAGGCCUUCCAUAGAUCCCAAUUUGGUGCUCAUUUUAGCGGCUCUUCUCUGCGCUCUUUUCUUCGGCCUGGGCUUAAAUCUCAUGGUCCGCUGCGCUCUCUGCCUCACUUCUGUUCUCAGAGUCCCUGCCAUGGCGGGCCGUGGUCACAUGACGAGCACCGACCAUGCGACCUCGGCGGUGAGCACGGGGAGGGCUAACACGGGGCUGAAAAAGGCGGUUAUCGACGCCCUUCCGCUCGUUGCGUACGGCGGCGCCGCCAUUAGUGGCGGCGUCGACAAUGGUGGCGGCGCCGACAUUGAGUGCGUUAUUUGUUUGAGGGAAUUUGUUGAGGGGGAAAGGGUCAGAGUGCUGCCCAAUUGUGCGCAUUGUUUCCACGUGGAGUGCAUUGAUAGGUGGUUUGUUUCGCAUUCUUUGUGCCCCAUUUGCAGAACUCGUAUGCCCGAGAGCUUGGAGAAGAAAACGGCGGCGGCUAAUGUGCCUGCCAAUGUGCCUUGCAGCAAUUGCGGCCGCACUAAUGGCGAUGAAUCUACGGCUCCGGAUGGGUCCCAGAAUGUUGGGACGCAAUCUGCGCCAUCCGAUUUGGCUUCCUGUAGUGGCACUGGUUCGAAUGUUGUGGCGGAGGGGGCUGUAUCGUAGCCCCUUUGCCCCUUCUGAGCAGAUUGGACUGUAAAUUAUGGUGGUGGGUGUACAUAUUUUAGGUUUAGAUAGAUUGCCGAGGAGUUAAUUGGGUGCAUGAGAGCUUCUGGUGAGAUUUUCUGGACCAAUAAACUGGAUACAAUAUGAAUACACAGGUUAUAUGAAUACACAGGUUGAUAAUGUAAUUUGAAUACACAGGUUGAAUUAUCAAAGGAAUGUAGUUUUUCCAAAGGAAUGUAAGUUUUUUCAAAGUAAUAUAGUUUUUAGACUGCAAAA